UAGGAGUUUGACAACUUAUCUGUCAGUUUGUUGUUUCGUAGUCUGUUUCGUUAUGUGUCAAAUGAAUCACAGAUAUAUGGCACUCCUUUAUGAGUUAAUUCCAAAUCUUCGUUAAAAACAAAUUAGCAAAUUUUGCAUUAUUUUUUAUGGAAUGAGAGAGUUAUAAAAAAGUUUUUUUUUCUCUUCAAAUUCAUCUACAAUGAAUACGCGUAUCGGCAGUAUUGCUGUAGUAAUUGUGUUAGUACACAAUUUUGUGAUCAUUAAUGGUGCGGAAUUUGUUGGAUGCUUCCAUAAGAAUGCAUAUUUGAGGCGUCUGGAUUUGUUUUCCGGGUCACCAAACGUGUGCAUUGAUGGAUGCAAAAAUGUGUAUUAUAGAUAUGCCGUACUUGAUGGGAAUUCAUGCUUAUGCACAAGUACGCUUAACGAAAAGGAAGUAAAUUUGGACGAGUGUAAUAGACCUUGUGCGGAAGAUGCGGAUGAAUUUUGUGGUGGUGGAUACGUACAAUCUGUCUACGAUACGGAGAUCAGAGUACCAGGGCCACCGCAAAAUGCAAAUAUAAUCAAUCGAAAAGAAUCGUCAAUUUUGAUUGAAUGGUCGGAACCAGAACAAAAGGCUACACUCUCUCGAUACAUAAUACGUGCUAAUGUUGUCAAGAAUUAUGGAACAAUGCUUCCAGCGCCGCCACCAGAAUGGACGAUAGAAACCAUCGAUCACACCGUUCAAUACGAGUUGGUUAAUUUGCAUCCAGGUUCAAGAUACAACAUCUCCAUAAUAUCGUUCUCAAAUGAUUUUGGUGAAGGUGGCUCAAAAUGGAUAGUAGGCGAAACUGAUAUUGGUGUACCAGAACCGCCGCCUCCAUCGGCAAACAUUUUGAAUCAUAAUGGUAAAACGAUGACAGUCGAAAUUCCGUCUCUUGUAAAUAAUAAUGGGCCAAUCACUGCCAUUCAUGUGGUAGUGAUAUUUGUCGACUCCGAAUUGUUCCAACAAUUCGACGAAAACCUGCUAAAGGACCAUAAACAUGCGUCUGAAGAUGGUUUGAACUACUAUAUAACUGCUUCAUUGGACAAUGAGAGUACAACACGAAAGUUUGUUAUUGGUAAUGGACUGAAUUAUGGCGGUUAUGAUAAUGUACCAUUGCCAACUGACCGACACAUUCAUGUAGCAUUGGGUGUAUUGUCAAAACUCGGAAACACUACGAAAACCCUUUACACAAGAGAGGCAAUGCAUGAGAAAACAGCACCGAUUGCAAUAGACAUUGGAAACGAUGGUGGACGUGAUGGUGUCGAAUUCAUGCUUCUUAUCGGUUGCGGUUUUCUCGGCAUUUUGCUGAUAUUCAGUGUAGUGGGUUACACGUACUUGCGCCUGAAAAUGGGAUCACGUUUGCAACGUUUACCAUCGGAUCAUCAUGAGUUGACUGUCCAAGGGCCAAUGAUGGAAGUGGAGAAUAAUGACGCUUAUCAACCAGACGGAUUUUCGAAAAAAAGUUUCGAUCAAAAUAUAUCUGAUAUCCUUGAUCAAGUUGAACCGAGUAAAAAUCAUCCCAGAAAUAAUGUUAAACUUGACGUUAAUAAAUUGAUUGCAACUGGCCAAUAUGGUGACAUAAUUGGUGGAAAAUUAAAUGCUACACCAUGUCAUGUGCACGUAGUUUCAGAUGAUAUGGAUACACUGUGUCAAAAUCAGUUUUUAAGAGAAUUGAGUGGCUUACUCAAGCUCAGUUUCCACAAAAAUUUGGUCGACUUCUACGGAUUUUGUCAAUCAGCCAACUGGCUAUAUUUACUGUUUGAAGAAACGCAUACAUCAUUGAAGACCGUGUUGGUUGGUUCACGGACGACACCCGAUUCAAAGGACUUGUCCUCACUUUCGGAAUUAUUCAUAUUACAAACUCUGUGUGAACUAUCAGCUGCAAUGGAAUUUAUCAGCAAUCAAGAGGUUAUCCAUGGCAAGCUGAGCACUCAUAACAUUUUCAUGACAAGUGCUAACAUUCCAAAAAUAUCAUUCUUCGGCAUGUGCUUUGACAGUAAUGGAAAGAAAAUCGAUACAAGUCGUUUUAGCGCACCCGAAGUUUUACGGUUCCAGCAUCUAUGUAUUCAGAGCGACAUUUGGUCAUUUGGAUGUCUCAUUUGGGAAUGCUGUUCAUUGGGCGGAACAUUAUUCCCAAGCAUCAGUUCAAAUGAGUUGAUGAGUCGAAUUAAAGAAGGUGCACGACCCGAACGCAUUCCCUACAUCCAUAAUGAUAUGCAUCAAUUAUUGCUCAACUGCUGGCAAAUCGAGCCCAGCGAACGACCAACAUUUUCCGAAAUAACAUCGAUUUUAUGGCAAUUUCUAUCAUCACCCCAGCAUAUACUCUCAUUUAAAAGACGAGGAGGUUACACAUUGCCAUACUAUUUACCACUGCUGGAAGAACAAAAUGCUUGAUUCAAUUCUCUUCCGUUCAAGCAUGAUUUUAUUGCAUUUUACCAUCAUAGAUAUGACAUCGACCAUUCCAUGAACAAGUCAUAUAUUAAGUGCCUUUCAUUAGGGUAGGAUCAUUUUCACCGUAACAAAGUAUCAUUUUUUUAAACGAUGAUUUCACAAUUGACACCGUCUUAAAAGACUAUCUCAUGCUAGUAAACAUAUUACAGCGGUAAUCGAGUUUCAAUAAUGUUGAAGAUAGCAGGUUUUAACAGCUUUUAUUUAAAAAAAAAAUGACUAAACAAGCAAUUUACUUGUCUAUAAACUAAAUUGCCAGUUUGCAAGGUGUUUAUAACAGUCUAAUUAAACCACCUUUAACUAUCAAUUUAGUUGAUAACUGUUGAUUGUAAAAAUGACUUAGUAGCUAGUAAUUUAUUUUUUCAUUAACCCAUUCAAAGCCGUGAUCUCUUUUUUCAAUUUUUUCCUGCAAAGUUCUAAAAAUUUGGCUUAAAUGCAAACAAAAUAUAAAAAAAUCGAUUCAAUUUUAAGUCUUUGAUAAAGGUGAGCAUGCAUACUUUUGGAUUAUAGUGCGACCGAUUGAAAAUUCAUAAGAUUUUCCGUGGAAAACCUUGAUUUCGUCACGACGUAUUUUUUCAAUACAAACACAAGAAAAACCAUGGAAAGAUUGUUUUUUUCAUGUUUUUUGUUGUCAAUGUUAAUUUUGAGAUCAAAAGAUAUGUAUCUGUACAUGCUUGGCUUCAAAACUUCAUUCCGAAAUAAAAUAAUAAUCGAGUUGUUUGAAAA
This is a messenger RNA of Sitodiplosis mosellana (orange wheat blossom midge), 3196 nucleotides long. RefSeq names its product putative inactive tyrosine-protein kinase Wsck (gene Wsck). The transcript has 9 exons. Gene Ontology annotation, molecular function: ATP binding; protein tyrosine kinase activity; protein binding. Bases 200 to 2416 code for a protein of 738 amino acids. Gene Ontology annotation, biological process: protein phosphorylation. NCBI's taxonomy places the organism in Eukaryota, Metazoa, Arthropoda, Insecta, Diptera, Cecidomyiidae. The record is from RefSeq and is a predicted model, not a curated record.